UAUAUGCUUGUCUCUAYGGUAAGCGCAUGGGAUGUUCCCAACUUUUAAAAACAUCCAUUGAUCCUUCGCGCAUUGGUUUGUGUCGGGGCGAAGAUGCGUGGCGUUCUGUCUUUUCGCUCUUGCCCUUGACGCGUGACUCACUCGUUGCAUGCGGACGAAUGGACCGGGGGAUCGAUCCCAACCCGAGUCGCGCCGCAUCGCAUCGCAUCGCAUGGCUCCGGGCCGUGCGUCCGGCAGCAGCGGCUCCGCGGCCCGCCCGCUCACCCCCCGGCCUCCUCCGGCGGCGCCCUGUGGUAGAUCGUGCAGAGCGGCGUGUGGUCGGGGACCCUCACGCCGGCCUCCACGUGGAUUUCCCCCAGGAUCCCGGGCUCGGCGUCGUCGAUCUGCAUCMCAAAGACAAAGUCCGGGGUGGACACGUCGCAGAGGAURUCCUCCGGGUGGACGCGGUCCCCCUCGCGCUUGUGCCAGGUUUCCACGAAGCAGUGGGACUCGUCCCCGCCCACGUCGUCCAUGGGGGGCAUCUUGAUCACGAUCGGGACGGUGUAGCUUCCGUUGUUUUCCGUUCCGGCUUCCGCGUCCGAGGACAACCAGCGCCYCUGCGMACGGUGGGUKCCUUUCGAAAAAGGCCCCGGCCGAAGCGGAAGGUGCGAAGCGCAGCUCGGUGGAGGCAACCGAAGAAGCGGAAGACCUUGUCUCGAAGGUGCCCCCGCAGAGAGCACCUUCCCCUCUCGGGCGCCGGGGGCCGGUGCUUGGAGAGAGAGUCCAAACGCCGCGCCGGAAGAGGARAGCCUUCCCGCCGCGGCCGCAACGGCCGGGAACGACAGCCGUUUCGAAAGCACGCGCGAGACGCUGGUCGUUCGAGCGAGACACAUCCCGCCGCCUGCCAUGGUUGUGGUCGGGUCGAUGUAUGUAUGGUCUUGCGCUCGGGCRAAGCUUGUUCUCUGUUCGGGAGUGUGGUGCGGCAAUUGACAACAAGGCACCGGUUUCGUCGAGGAACCAAGAGUUGUUUCUUUGUUGCUGCUGUUCGGAGUGGUGGUUGUCUGUARCAGUAACAAUUUCUGUCUGGAUGGAAUUGGAAUUGGAAUUCUCUUUGGGGUUGAUCACAAAACAGAAAGACGUCCGCGAAAGACUUCGGUUCGGCAAGGAACGAUCUUUUUUGGAAAAACCGCACUUGUACGUACUGUACGUACGGAAGUUAGGUACCACAGGGGUUGUUCACGGAGAGCUUGCUUUUUUAAAUGUACAAGUAUGCCAGAAGAAUUUUCAAUUUCAAUUCAGCAGUGUAUGUUCUUUGUCAAAUCAAUUGCCUCCUCUGUCUCUCCAAUGGGGGGAGACUCUCCCAAGAAGUAUGAGACUUUAAGCUAGUAGUAUCCUGCAAAGAAAAUUGGGCUUCAUCUUUUGAUGAUGCUUGUUUCUUGGUGUUUGACUAUGGUCUACAGGGGCAAUAAAGAAUGGAAUGUCCC
Messenger RNA from Pseudo-nitzschia multistriata, 1463 nucleotides. The record is from the annotation of a GenBank genome assembly. NCBI's taxonomy places the organism in Eukaryota, Bacillariophyta, Bacillariophyceae, Bacillariales, Bacillariaceae.